CUAGAAAUAUGUGGACGUGCCGGAUGUGUGUGUUGAGGGACUAAGUCAACCAUUACAUCACUAACUGUGUGGUCCUUAGUAGAUAGUUGGUGUGUUGGUACUUUUCUUCCUCAAGUACUGAAGACUUCAGUCUGAGUCAAGUCUAUUUAAAAGCAUAUUUCAAUGAAGAGAGACCAGUGGCAACUAGCCGGCCUUCUUCUUUUCUUCAGCAGAAUUUCAAUUUAAGAGUCCCGUUUACUUUACCCCAAAAUGGUUUACCCCAGGUAUAGCCGCCUGGACAACGUCCAGGAGAGCCACCCUCUUGAGGAUCUGACGCCAACGCUCGACAAAGACUCCAAGGAUAUCAAGAGAGCGCUCCAACGACGAACUCGUUUACAGAAGAUAAUUCUCUUAGCUGGGCUAAUUCUGUCUCUUCUAUUGAAUGUUUUCCUCGCUGUUGCAUCGAGUCGUAAUAGCAGAGUGAGCGAGGGGCCCUACUCGCCGGCCUCAUCUGCGUUAAGAAGGGUGGACGUGGUCUUCUCUAGUGGCUUCGGCAUCCAGCAGUCACUAUUCCAGGGACCUCCGUCGGAGACGAACAACAAACUGUGGGAGAGCCUUUACAACUUUGGCAUCUCCAGAGUCAAGGCACACGAAGCCCGCCAGCUCCCCAACAAGACCUUGCCAGUCCCUGACAAUGAGGGGGGUUACAUCGUGCAGCUUUCCGUCUUCCAUCUCCUACACUGCCUGAAUCUCGUGCGGCGUGGUCUGUAUGGGGAGGUUGACAUGACCAACAAGCACGAUUUGUUGGGUAUUGAGCAUCUUGACCACUGCGUUGACCAUAUUAGACAGAGCAUCAUGUGCUCCGCUGAUACUGCCGUGUUGACAUUUGCCCGCCAAACUCCCAAUGGCAGGGCCAAGGCUGUAGCCGAGGUUUUGCACGGGUGUCGGGACUUCGAGGCAAUUCAGAGAUGGGCUCUACAGCGCCAGAUCCCGGCUGAAGUUGACUUCGACGUACAUGUAAAGGAUGACCCUCUCGGCUGGGGCUCCUACGUGUACUCGCCGUGAGGGAUUGCUUGCGGCAUUUCUGGAGUUGGCCUGGUUGCGCUGCAGUGUGACCUACUAGUUGGUUGAGAGAGGCUUGUUGGCUCCCUUAGGACUCACGCAUAAUGGUUACUGCUCUUUCGACGAGCCAUUGCGUUGACGCAUGUCUGACUAU
This is a messenger RNA of Durotheca rogersii, 1195 nucleotides long. RefSeq lists its product as uncharacterized. Gene Ontology annotation, biological process: mycotoxin biosynthetic process. The record is from RefSeq and is a predicted model, not a curated record. Lineage: Eukaryota; Fungi; Ascomycota; Sordariomycetes; Xylariales; Xylariaceae. The coding region runs from base 250 to 1044 and encodes 264 amino acids. The transcript is spliced from 5 exons.